AUUUAAUAUUCGGUUAGUUUGGACGUGUUUGGAGCAGAAAGCGCCUAAACGGCUGAGACACUUGAAAUUUGCAAUAAACAAAUGUGUCCAAUUGACUUCGCUGCCGAAACAGUGAAUUGGUCAGACGAAUAUUGAAUUGCCAACAAGUGAGUUGCGCUUGUACGGACGAGUGUUAAAAAUUAGUUGUUUUCAAAUUUCCGGUAUCGAAUUGGAUUUUCGGAAGGAAAACUGGCUGGUUGAAGAUAAACCAAUUCUAAGUUUUCUUUUUUCGAAAAAGCGUAUUUGUGAAAUUUCAAUGUAUUUACGGAAUGUGUACGACCGUUGGGUUUGAGUGCUAAUUUUGAAAUUUAUGAAAUUAAAAAUUCUAGUGCUAGAAAAAUUCAGUGUUACGAAAUAACGACUUUCACGAAAAAAAUAUACAAAUUUUGUGACAUUUUUGCUGCUCUGAAAGCUGGUUUAGGAAUUGCUAUACGAAAAGAUUAUUAAUUCAAUUUCGAAUGUAAGGAAGCAACGGAGGAGCACACAAGUGUAAGGGACCGGAACAAAUACAACGUAUUGACAGCUUGAACGCCCUUAGAUACACGUACAUCGCCAGAAAGGGUGAUGAAGUAGGACGCCCGCUAAAAGCAAAACAUUACAUCGACUACAACAAUUGCGGUAGUUUUAUUAUGAACAUUUGCAUAAUUAUGAAACACAAUUUGACGAUAGAAUAGGGAGUGCAGAGAAGCAAGGAAGAAUAACAAUUAAAUACACAUAGAUAGAAGGGAAAGCCAAGCAGUAAAAACCUAAAGCAACGAUCGAACUGAGGAGAUAGUGAAAAGUACAGCAAGAGACAAGAGACGUCGGAAGGCAAACACGCAUACACCUCACUGAAGCUGCGGAUAUUGCUGACAACAGCCAACUCUAAAUUGACAUAGAAGCAGUUGUUAAGUUUCGAAUUGCGAAUCAACGUCAGCCUUCGAAUACACUCACGCACAUAUGCACGUUCGGACAUAUCUCCCAUGCAGCUGAGUCUUCAAUUCCAAACAUAUCUUGAUUUUCAAAAACAUAGACUACAGUGAAUACUCAAAUAAGUAGCAAUUUAAGUGUUAAGGAGAAAUUAGCUUAUUACGAUUAAUUAUUUAUUUUAUGAGCAACUCAACAAUGCGUCUGUUAAUUUUCAUUUUGGCCUGUUGGGCGCCUUACAUUAAUGCAUUGCAUGCAUCUGCUGCUUCGGCAGGUGUUUCUUUCACCAAUGAUGCAUACGGUCAAAUGCAGCAUGCACCGAACACACAGUAUGCGGCAUCAAAGACUCUGCGCAAUCGUCGAAUGUACGCUAUGUGCCCGCCUCAUUUCCAGCGUGUAGGCUCGGAAUGCUAUUCGCUAUUACCACAAGCCAGCAGCUGGCUGGAGGCGCAUUUUUUCUGUAAAGAUAAAAAUGCUAAAUUGGCGGAACCACAAAAUAGAGCAGAUCGCAAGUUACGUACUUUCCUGAAGCAAUACGAUGCACAGAGUGGUUUAACUGGCCCCAUCUGGAUUGGCGCCACCUACGAUUGGCAAAGUAAUGUGUGGCAGUGGAGUAUUAGCGGCAAAAAUUUAACCUAUGACGCCUUCAGUCGCAUGGAACCUGAGAUCAGACAGAACUUGGAAAAUCAUUGUGCUGUGUUUGACCCAAAUCUAGAUUAUAGAUGGUCUGCACGUCCCUGUCCGGAUAAAUUUCGUUUUAUAUGCCAACACAAAAUGCCCAAAGUCAGCGAGAAGAACCGUGGAAAAGUUUAUACGCGUUGGAAUGCGACCUACCCCAAUGAGUAUGCAAAUGAGGUGAUAUUGGAGGUGAUGGAUCAACCAGACAGGAAUGGGCACAGAUCCAAUGUUGUUGUGAAGGCCGAGGGAAGUGACGAACAAAUACUUUUGCCAAAGACGCGCAGUAAGGGUGGUCGCAACCGCGAUCGUCAAGGAAGGAGACCCUCUAACCGUCCCAUAAGCCGAAUGACUACUCUGCAUCCGAAUGAUAUCGCUUCUCAAGCCUCUACAAAUUCCCCAACGACAGCGGUACCAUACAACGAAAUAGCCGUGCCAAUCACUCGAAUGUCCAACGCAACAAAUAAAAUCAUCCGUGUCCAAAGGCCACGUAAUCGCGGACAAACUCCCCAUGAUCGUGUUGUAUGGCGUCAAAGGCAAAAGGAGAAACGUCGCUUGCAACGUAAAAGAGAACGUAGCCAACGCAUGCAACAGGAGAAGGAACAACGUUUGGCCGAACAACGUCGACUUUUGCAAGAGAAUCAGCAGCGAUUGCAGCAAGAGCGUGAGCGUGAGAGACAACAGCAGCAGCAGCAGCAGCAACAGGAACAAGAACAAGAGCAGCAGGAUCAGCAACAAAAAUCACACGAACAAACCGAGCAGCCACCCAAACGAGAGUUGGAUGAAUUGCGACAACGCGAGGCGAUCGAUCAAGAGCGCCAACGACAGCAACAAAUACAGCAAGCCGAAGCUGACACCAAGCGACGCGAAUAUGAGGAACAUCACCGUGAAUUGGAAGCGUUGAAGAAACAACUUGCUGAAGAAAAGCAACGACGCGAAGAUGAAUACACAAGUGCAGAGCGCAUAAGACAGGAACGUAUAGGUCGUCAGCGAGAUCGUGAAGAAAAAGAACGCCGGGAGCGUAAAGAGGCUCUACGCAAAGCGGAGGAAGAGCGUGCCAAAGAGGAGGCCAAACGUGAAAAAGAACGAUUAGAAAUGGAGAAACGUCAACGUGAAGAAUACGAAGAACGUUUGAAGCAAGCGCAGGAUGAACGUGAACGCCAACUGCACGAACAGCAGGAACGCAAGCGUCUGGAAGAUGAAGCCAACCGUCUUCGCCUCGAAGAAGAAGAGAAACAGCGACAAGAAGAGAUUAAGCGACAACUUGAAGAGGAAGAAAAACGACUAGAGCUGCAGCGACUAGAAGAAACGCGUAAGCUUGAGCGGCAAGAAUUAGACCGACUUGCGGAAGAAAACCGACGCCGUAAAGAAUUGAUACUCAAACGUCAAGAGGAGAUCGCACGACGAGAAGAGGAAGAACGUAACAUCUUAGAAGAAGAGGAACGUAUAAAGAAGGAACUCGAAGAAACGGAGAAACGCCACAAAGAGGAACACGAAGCGCAAAUAAGGCAGGAAGAAGAGGCGCUAAAAGCACGCGAAGAAGCGGAACGAAGAGCCACUGAGGAAGCGGAACGCCUUCGCCAAGAACGCUACGAAGCGUUGAAAAAGCAAGAAGAUGAACGUAUACGGCUAGAAAAGAAACGCCAAUAUGCAGAAAGACUUUCUCGGCUCUCACCCGAAGAUCAACGUAAGUUCUUUGAGAUGCGUAAACGACGAAAGUCCAAGAAAACUCAGGAGCAGCUGAAGCAGAAGCUCGCUGGCGGUAACGAAGCUUUCGUGGAGGAAUAGAGUGGCAGUGAGAGGAAAUUCAUCAGAAGAAAGGAUAUUAGAAUUUAGUGAGAUGUAGCGAAAAAAGCUGAGAAACUGUUAAAGCGGUUUUCCCAUUAAGUUUGAAAAUAUGUGAACAAAGACCGCUAAGCGACUGUAUUAUUUUCCUUAUCCUAAAAGAGAAACCUCGUUCAAAAAUAAUUACUAAAAUAAGUCAAUAUAUUAUAUAUAUAUAAUUUUUAAUUUAAGUCCUUGCUGCCAUUAUUACUUUUUUAAAAUAUUAAUAUUUAUAAAUGAACUGCUUUUUGCUUCCCAUAUUUGAAAUUCAUUUCGAUAACGUAUAAACGAUCGGUUAAGAUAUCAAAUCGAUUUAAAAUUUUCUUUUAAAAAAGUACCGCAAAAUCACUACAUAGUAUUAGCUUUAAUAGCAGGCGAACAGCGAUGCAGCGAGGAACUCUACUGCAUGGCAGCAGUUCUAGCUACACUCGAUUGUAUAACUAAAAAAAAAUAAUAUAUAUAAAACUCAUCACUAUUUUUUAAGUGUACGAUACAACAGACAGCUGAAGAGAAUAAAGAAAUAUAUUUUGAAAGAAAUUAUUCGCAAAAACCCUGUUGUUUGUAUAUAAACUGUAUGCAUGUAUUGAGGAAAAGAGUUAUACCGCGGCGUAACUGUAAUUUACAAUUUAUAAAUAUAAUUUCUAUGUAAGAGAAAUAGGUUUAAUUUCACUUUAGCGAUAGAAUCAUGUGAAAGCACCUCAAAAAAUGCAUAAAAAAAAUAAUAAAAUAAAUGAAAAAAUUAUGUGUAAAAACGUAAGUUAUAAGAAAAAUUGUGGUGUGAAUACUUCAUGAAGAUAACACGCCCACAACUCUUACAAAUACACAUAUAAAUAAAUUGAUUACUUAAUUAAGUGCUUUUACAUACAUAAAAUUACAAAUUUUUGCACUUUACCAAUAAAAAGCAUAUCACGAUAUUAAAACUCUAUAGCGCGCUUCUCUUUUCCCGCACAAAAACAACACAAAAAUUAUUUUAAUACGAUGAAAUUUUUUAAAUUAAUUUAAUUUUAUAUGUAAGGCUAUGAUUUUCGAAGCUCAAUGCACAUGCAAAUACAAAUAAAACUACUAAUAUAUAUAAGCCUUUUUGUAUAUUUAAACUGAGAGCAAAAAUUAGGUAACUGUAAUAUUACUUGAAUAAGUUCAUUACGAAAAUUCGUGAAAAAUUUUAGCUUUUUAACAAAUAUUAAAUAACAAUUUUAAAUAUUAAAUGUUAAUAAAGCAAUACUGAAACGAUACUAACACUACUGUUUUGCAUACGUGUACGUUCGUUUGAAGAAAUAAAAAUAAAAAUAAAACUCAAAAAGUUAUUGUUAACGAAUUCGUACGUAAUCAUAAUAUAUAAUAUACAAUUUUGUAAAUACAAAAAAGUAUACAUAUACAAACCCAUACAUAUGUAUAUUAAACAAAAACGAAUUCGACAUGUGCAACUAAAGAACUAAUUAGGAUUUUCAUCUAAUUAUUACCUCACAGUAUGUUUUUCGUCUUGAUAAUUAUUAAUAAUAAAGCAAUGUCAAAUGAAGUAUAUACAUAUACAUACAUAUAUAAAAUGAGAUCACCCAAUGAAAACAUAUUGCAUUCUUCUUAGAUGCUUACACACAUGCAUACCCAUGCUAAGUUUAAGGGCUAUUAUGUAAUUCAACACAAAUAGAAAUAUAAAAAAUAGUGCACCGUAAACUUACUAACCAUAGUUUAACAUUAACACGUUAAAUAGUCGAAAAAGUAAAA
Messenger RNA from Ceratitis capitata (Mediterranean fruit fly), 5166 nucleotides. Its product is annotated as trichohyalin. The coding region runs from base 1129 to 3408 and encodes 759 amino acids. The transcript is spliced from 8 exons. The record is from RefSeq and is a predicted model, not a curated record. Lineage: Eukaryota; Metazoa; Arthropoda; Insecta; Diptera; Tephritidae.